Molecule: messenger RNA, 2803 nt
Organism: Aspergillus pseudotamarii
Lineage: Eukaryota; Fungi; Ascomycota; Eurotiomycetes; Eurotiales; Aspergillaceae
Product: threonine--tRNA ligase THS1
Exons: 6
Coding region: 138-2393 (751 amino acids)
Biological process (GO): threonyl-tRNA aminoacylation
Cellular component (GO): cytoplasm
Molecular function (GO): ATP binding; threonine-tRNA ligase activity
Source: RefSeq, a predicted model, not a curated record
GACGGAACCCGGAGAAGUUUUCAAAUGGUGGGAAGCUCGAAACGGUAAAGUGUCGCUAGCCUCCAGGGCAGUUUCAAGUCACGUGGCUCACCGCCUUCCGUCCCUCACUGCUGGUUGGGUUAAAGAUCUAUUCCGAUAUGCUUGCAAAAGAGUCAUCGUCGCUGGCCAACCCCUCCUUCCCCGUAUAUUUUUCCCUGAUCGUUCCUUUGUCGUUGCGGGAUACAGCCAUGGCUUCUGAAGGUUCGAAAGAUCUACCCGUCAGGUCCGCUCCGGGCGCCCAAGGUGCCGGUUCGUUACCCGAUUUCAUAAUUGAGCGCAACAACUUCUUCGAGGAGCUUUGGCAGCAAUAUCUCGAGGAGACCAAGAACAAGCCUCAUCCCGAAAUUAACGUCACCCUGGAACCCGGUAACGGCAACAAGGAACAGGUCUCCGCCAAAGCCUGGGAAACUACCCCCGCUCAGCUUCUCAAGAAUGUUCCUAAGGAACUGAGUGCUACUAUUGUGCUUGCAAAGGUCGAUAACGAACUCUGGGACUUGGGCCGACCUUUGGAAGGCGACUGCACCGUCUCUUAUGUGCGAUUCGAGGAUCCCGAAGGAAGGGAAGUCUUCUGGCACUCUAGUGCUCACUGCUUGGGCGAGGCUUGCGAGUGUGAAUAUGGAUGUCUGCUCUCCCAUGGACCUCCCACCCCACAGGGUUUCUUCUAUGAUAUGGCCAUGCCCGAUAACCGUGUUGUAAGAGAGACCGAUUGGCCAGCAUUGGACAAGCACGCAAACCGUGUCUUCAAGGAGAAGCAGAGCUUUGACAGAUUAGAAGUUACGAAAGAGAACCUGAAGAAGAUGUUCGCCUACAGCAAGUACAAGCUGCAUUAUAUCGAUAAACUGGUGACCGGAGAAAAGAGCACUGUUUAUAGAUGCGGUACCUUGGUCGACCUUUGCAGAGGACCCCACAUUCAAAGCACUGGCAAGAUUAAGACCUUCAAGAUCAUGCAGAACUCAUCUGCUUACUUCCUUGGCGACCAAAGCAAUGACUCUCUGCAGCGUAUCCGUGGUGUUGCCUUCCCCGACAAGAAGCAAAUGCAAGAACAUUUGAAGUUCCUAGAGGAAGCGGAAAAGCGCAACCAUGUGAAGAUCGGCAAAGAACAGGAGCUCUUCUUCUUUGAUGAAGUCUCCCCGGGAUGCCCAUUCUUGCUCCCCAACGGUACCAAGAUCUUCAAUGCUCUUCAGACCCUUUUGCGAUCAGAGUAUCGUAAGCGUGGCUACCAGGAAGUCCAGACGCCUAACAUGUACGACGUUGGCAUCUGGAAGACUUCUGGACAUUGGGCUCACUACAAGGAUGACAUGUUUAAGCUUGACGUUGAGAAGAGAGAGUGGGCUCUUAAGCCUAUGAACUGCCCCGGGCAUUUCGUCCUUUUCGGCCAUCGCGAGAGAAGUUACAGAGAACUUCCGUUGCGUAUUGCAGACUUUGGUGUUCUACACAGAAACGAGGCAUCUGGUGCACUAAGUGGACUCACCCGUGUCCGGAAGUUCCAGCAAGAUGAUACCCAUAUCUUCUGUACUCAGGAUCAGAUUACCUCAGAAAUUGAGGGGCUAUUCGACUUCCUUCAAUCUAUCUACGGGCUUUUCGGCUUCACUUUCAAGCUGAAGCUUUCCACUCGUCCAGAGAAGUACCUUGGAGAACUCGAAACUUGGAAUUAUGCCGAAGAGCAGCUUAAAGCGGCCAUGACUAAGUUCAAGGGCGAUGACUGGACCAUCGAUGAGGGUGACGGUGCCUUCUACGGACCUAAGAUCGACAUCACUAUCGCUGACGCUCUCAAGCGAGAGUUCCAGUGUGCCACUAUCCAGCUUGAUUACCAGGCUCCCAUCAACUUCAAGCUUGAGUACAUGAGCAACGAAAAGGCCGACAAGAGCCAAGCGGCUGCCGAGUCUGCCGAGGGCGAGAACAAGUCUAGCGAGCCUGGCCCUGGCCGUGCUCGUCCAGUUGUCAUCCACAGAGCUAUCAUCGGUAGCUUUGAGCGAUUCCUGGGAAUCUUGAUUGAGCACUUUGGCGGCAAGUGGCCUUUCUGGAUCAGCCCUCGCCAAAUCCUGAUUGUUCCUGUCAUGCCUGCUGUAAACGACUACGUGGAAGAGCUGCAGACUAUCCUGCGCGGUGAUAAGCUGAACGUCGACAUUGACAUCAGCGGAAAUACCAUGCAGAAGAAGAUCCGUACUGGACAGCUGGCCCAGUACAAUUUCAUUUUCGUCGUUGGUGCUCAAGAGAAGGAGGCUCGCACUGUCAACAUCCGCAAUCGCGAUGACCCUGCAACUCAGAAGCAAGGUGUCAUGAUUCCUCUCGAGGAGGCACGUGAAAAGCUUCGGGCUCUCAGGAAAGAGCGCAGGCUCGUCAACUCUCUGUAGAGUGGCUUUCUAUAGGCCUUUUCUCACGCUUUCUCUUGUUGCUUGUUCCAGAAACGAUAAAUUUAAGCGUCGCAUAGCAUCAUCAAGAUACUAGAAAGCAUAGAGGCAUUGAGGAACAACGAUAAAAAGUUGAAUGAAGCAAUGAUGUUCCAAAGGGAGACGAAUUGAUGUGAUAAAUCAUGUUUGGAGAAUAUUUCCAUGUGCAACAACUGGUCUACCAUUACGGUAGAUACAGUACAUGUUUUUCUUAUUGUAUUGUGCGUUUGUAGGUGCAAGAUAUAUUGAAUAUGAGAAAAGCUAUGUCUUGAUAUGUGAAAAGAUCCCCUCACGAAGUUGUUUACUGUUAAAAGCUCGCAGAAUUUCUAAUACAAGUCAUAACCUUAAUCUAUAGCACUAGUACCCAACGUGGU